AUGGCGUCGCAAGCUGCGCUGCUCCUGGACCCGCGGUCCUACAGGAAACAGAUGAACUCAAAAGGUUCAAACAAGACAGAACGAACACCAGUCAAUAUCGGUAAUGCUGUAACAGCACCUGCGCAGAUGUCUCUCGCAAACAAACAAAUAUCCGGCAUGGAUGGCCAGCCCCCGGCGAUAAGGUCACAUCCUUCAUCUCCCUCACGCAAAAAUCCACCGCCCUCUAAACCAACUGCAACUGCUGGGAAUAAUAUCGAAUUCGAAUUUGUGAACACCGAGGAGCUGUCUAGCUCAGAAGACGGGCAGGCACACUCGAAGCGCCUCAGACAGGACGAAGGACUAAACUUGGAGCAUCGGUCUCUGAUUGAAGACUUGCACAAUGUUGAGCGCCGGGAGGAUCAACCCAAAAAACGCAUCAGGACUGACGUUGACGAGAAACCGAUUGCUAGGACCAAGCCACAGUUCGACGUAUCUGGGAACAGUGGUCUCGGCGAAUACAUGAAAGAGGGGAGGCAAUUAUCUAACCAGACUGCACAAGUCGUUGAUCUUACAAGAGAAGCCGCCGCCACCGCUGCUUCUGCAUCGAAAGAUGACGAUGACGAUAUAGAAGUCACUGGAUCGGUCGAUUUGAGUACCCAGAAAGUAUGCUAUGGUAAAAUCGAUGGCGCGACGGUGCAAGCUCACCUGGUUCCCAAACCAGCACCGAACAAUUUCUUUGCUGAUUGGACGCGUGAUUGGCCGGCUAUCAAGCUGGGAAUCCGGCACCAACCUGGCAUGGGGAACAGGAUCGACGUGAGCGAUCCUCAUGGUCGGACUUUUGGCGCAAUUGAUGCUAGGACAGCUGCGGCCCUUGUGCCAUUGCUAGACUCUCAGCAUAUGACAGUCAGCAUGACAGCUCGCCUGGAACUUCGACGGAGGCAGCCAAAUGAAAUAGAAUGGCAGCACUGUUCAGAGUUUUACCGUGCUUCAAUCAAUCUGUAUGGCAUGAGAAAGCAUGCAGAAAUGGUGGGAGAUGUGCUGGGUCGGAAUAAUGUUUGGCUGGGAACUCCAUCUAUGGUUGAGCAAGGAAUACCUGUGUUCAAUCCGCAUUCCGUGAGAAGACGUACUCAGCCCAACUAUGGUCCAUCUAAUACCCCACGUUCACGAACCGCGGCCCCUUUUGAAGUUCGCACUGCUGAAGAAGUGAAUGAUGCGGUCAUGAAGAUGUUCGAUCAACUCCGAACUACAGAUAAUAUCCCUGAACUGGAUGCUUCUCCGAUGGUUCGCACGCCGCUUCUUCGGCACCAAAAACAAGCUCUCUGGUUUAUGAUCGAGAAGGAGAAAAACCGCAAAUACGGAUUCAAGGAAGAAGACAAUAAUUCUCUAUGGCGAAUGGUCCAAGCUUCGAACGGCUCUACGAGAUUCCGUGAAAUUAUCAGCGGAACCGUCCUCGGUGAAGAGCCUCCUCAAACUUACGGGGGUCUCUUGGCUGAUAUGAUGGGCCUCGGAAAAACAUUGAGUAUCCUGUCCCUUGUUGUUGGAACACUGGCGGAGUCCACGGAGUGGGAAAAGCGAUCACCGCUCCCAGACAUUGUACGUAACCACCCUGGGAUUCGCAACACAAAAACCACGCUUCUCGUUUCGCCUCUUAGCACUGUGAACAACUGGGUGUCUCAAGUCAAGGAGCACCUGGAAGAAGGGGCAAUUUCUUAUUAUGUCUUUCACGGGCCUUCAAGGACGACCGAUAUUGAUGAACUGCGCCAGUAUGAUUUGGUGAUUACGACAUAUAGCACCAUACUCAGUGAACUCAGUGGUCGCGGCUCGAAGCGCGGCCUCAGCCCGCUUCUUAGAAUGAACAUGUUCCGGAUUGUUCUGGAUGAAGCCCAUGUUAUUCGUGAGCAGAGCACAGCGCAGAGCCAAGCAAUUUUUCGGUUGAACGGCCAGCGCCGUUGGUCUGUUACUGGAACACCUGUUCAAAACCGUCUUGAGGACCUUGCAUCCGUCACCAAGUUUCUGCGACUCUAUCCGUAUGAUGAAAAGGCCAAAUUUGCUGCUAUCAUUCUCAGUCGUUUCAAGGUUGGAGACCCCACUGUGUUUGCAAGCCUCCGCGUCUUGGUCGAUUCAUUCACGCUGCGCCGUGUGAAAGAUAAGAUAAAUCUGCCUCCUCGACAAGAUAAGAUAGUCAUGUUGGAGUUUUCUGAACAGGAAGCCCAGCUUCAUGAGUUUUUCCGUAAGGAGUCCGAUCUGAUGAUGAAAGUCAUAGCAAAUGAAAGCAAGGGCACUAUAGGUGGCAGGAUGUAUCACCAUGUCCUCAAGGCAAUGAUGAUUCUACGCCAGAUCAGCGCCCAUGGCAAAGAAUUGCUUGACAAGGAGGACCGAGAAAGGCUGAAGGGAAUGAGUGUCCAUGACGCCAUCGAUCUUGAAGAAGGGGAAGGGGAAGAGCCAACCGGUGCUAUUGACCGAAAGGCAUAUGAGAUGUUUAGCCUCAUGGAAGAGUCUUCAGCAGCGGUUUGCGCAGUAUGCAAUAAACAGCUUGUCGAACAUGCCACCGAGUCUAGCACAACAGAUACAAAAGAUCCGAUGGCUGUGAUGCUACCCUGCUUCGACGUUCUUUGCCUAGACUGUUUUACGCCGAUAAAAAAGAAUUUUGUGAUUCAAUCGGAGCUUACAUCUGAACAGACUAAAUGCUUGGUUUGUGAAGGCUGGAUUCCAGCAACGUAUUCAGCAAUCACGAUUUCGGGCCUCCAGCAGUACACAGAGAGCCGCGCCGAGGCAAAGAAUAGUCGAAAAAAGGCAAAGAUGCUUGGGGAAUAUGAAGGGCCGCACACCAAAACAAAGGCACUGAUUUCCCAUUUACUAGACACAGCAGAAGAAAGCGCUCGAUCGGAAGAUCAAGCCCCUAUAAAGAGUGUUAUAUUUUCCGGCUGGACGUCUCAUCUAGAUCUCAUUGAGAUUGCCUUGAAAGACAAUGGUUUGAAGGGAUUUACGCGAAUUGAUGGAACAAUGACACUCGCAGCCCGCAAUCAAGCACUGGAUAUCUUUGCCAAAGACGAUAGCAUCACAAUACUCUUGGCGACUAUCGGAGCAGGAGGAGUUGGUCUGAACUUGACGAGUGCAUCUCGCGUGUAUGUCAUGGAGCCACAAUACAACCCAGCAUCAGUAGCGCAGGCUGUGGACCGUGUACAUCGUCUGGGCCAGACUCGCGACGUGACCACCAUCCAGUUUCUCAUGAAGGCUAGCAUCGAAGAGAAGAUAUUCGAAAUGGCCAAGAAGAAACAGCAGCUGGCCGAGGAUAGUAUGGCCCGCGGCAAGCUAGACAAACGUGAAGUUCAGGAGGCGAGGAUGCAAGCUUAUAGAAGCCUAUUCCGAUGA
Talaromyces rugulosus is the source of this 3351-nucleotide messenger RNA. RefSeq lists its product as uncharacterized. The record is from RefSeq and is a predicted model, not a curated record. Bases 1 to 3351 code for a protein of 1116 amino acids. Gene Ontology annotation, molecular function: ATP binding; ATP-dependent chromatin remodeler activity. Lineage: Eukaryota; Fungi; Ascomycota; Eurotiomycetes; Eurotiales; Trichocomaceae. The transcript has 3 exons.